Messenger RNA from Enterobius vermicularis (human pinworm), 513 nucleotides. NCBI's taxonomy places the organism in Eukaryota, Metazoa, Nematoda, Chromadorea, Rhabditida, Oxyuridae. The record is from the annotation of a GenBank genome assembly.
AUGGUUGACAUGCACAGCACGACUGCUGGCAACAAUUACAUGAUGGUUGCUGUGGUUGGCUGCAGCAGCAUAAUGGUUGAGAUUGUACUUGCAGGCACAUUGGUGCUGACUGAACCUUGCAUGUCACUGGUGGUGGUUGUAUCAUCACUGCAAGAUGUUGUGGGUGCUCCGUAUGAACAACCCGGUUGCGAACAGCAGCAGCAAGGACUUGGCGCUGGAACUGGUGCAGAACAUACAGGUUGGCUGCAACAGCAGGCUGGCUGUGACUGGAUGCAAACGGGUUGUGAGCAACAACAACCACAGGCUGGUUGCGAACAGCAUCUAAAAAGGUAUAUUAACCCGCAUGCGACAUUUCGCUUUAUUCUAGUGGAAUUUAUGCCACGCUUGUAUCGGAAGAAAUAUCCAUGUGGAAAUAAGCUGUUUCGGUACCCCCCCGGGCAAAUACAGUUAGGUGGUCCAUGCGCGCGUGGCAGUUUCGGUGUAUUCAGUGUCGAAAAACUUGGAAGUAUGUAA